UGAGGAUGACCUGACGAAAAAUCUUAUUAAUUUAGCCGUCUCCAAAUACGCCUUUUCCAAACCUGAAAUCCUGCUCAAGGCAUUAAAGUCGACCAGUCUUAACACUUUCAAUUGUGUAUGUUUUUACACAGUUGGAACACCCUAGAAAGCUCUUUCAUAUUUUCUAGAUAUUUUAAGUGGGUGAUCUAUUUGCACAGUACUCAGCCAUGCAAAUAAUUGAGUACUUUUGUUAAUUAUUAAAGGACAUGUUAAGGGUAGAGUACCAACCGUAGAAUAGACUAUUAAUUUGUCCGAUAGGAAACAACGGACAUUUUUUGCCGGUUUUUGUGAAUCAAACUGAAAACAAGUUUUCAAACUUAGGUUGUUAUUCACAUUAAAUAUUAUUAUACACACAAACAUACAUUUUUCAUAUAUUUAUUGAGGCGUAACAAUUUCUGCUACUAUUUACCUAUCUUAUUUAUGUUUGAUGUAAAAAUGGCAUUGGCCAGCCUAGUCUAUUCGAUGCAAAAGUAUUUUGCUUUGUUGAUCAAGUAUUUCCGAUUGAGGGUGGAAGUAUUUCACUGAUUUUUUGUGGCUUAUCACAAACACAUCUAUAUUGAAAACAUUUCGCUGAUUCACAAAUCCUUUGUUUUCAAAUAAAGCUUCUCUAGUGCAAUUUUCUUUCUCUCUUACUUUUUGAGUACACCUCCCUCGCGACGCCACAGGUUGGUUGGUUUAGACCAUGGUUUUGACAACUCUCUAACUCUCAUCUUUUUCAUCGACGCACGCAACAUUUCAUAGUUUUGGAAACCAAAAAGAGGCUAAUCAAAUGUGACGGAAUUUCCAAAAUAAGAAAGUGGUGCGACAUGGUCUGACUUGUAAAUAAAUACUCAUUUAUAGAGUGCAGUGAUGAAAGAAAUUAAACCAGUAAUAGUGUUCUUGCAAGAAUGAUGUUCAGAUUUUUUAUAAGUUGUCUAAAACUGUAAACUUUAUCAAGUCCUAUAUAUAGUUGCCGCAAGGAGGAGGGAUGACAACAGUAGAUGCAGUUUUGUUUUUAUAAAUCGUCCAAACUUCGAAAAAAGUUGAAAGAUGGAAGUUGCUGCAGAGCCAGAAAACAAAGAAGUGCUAAAGAGCUUGAAAUCUAGUUAUACGCAAGCUUUCAAGUUUAUAAAUGAAGGCCUGUCCAUGGAAGAAAAUGGAAAGAAAGCUGAGGCAUUGCUAUGUUAUGAAAAAGGACUGCGGUUGAUAAAUUCAGGACUAAAGUUAGAUACAACGAUGUCAAGAUCAGCAGAUUGUGAAAAGGCAAAAGAAAUGCAAAGCAAACUAAAAGCGGCAAAAGAUGAUGUUGAAUACAGGCUUCAAGUGAUUAGCCAGCCUGUUGUAAAGCCAUCUGCACCUCCACUGCCAGAGGCUCAUAAACAAGAUGAGCGAAAUGGUAUUGACAAAAAUAGAAUGAAAAAUUGUGAAUGGGAAGAUGCACGAACUUUAGUUUCAAUUGAUGAAGGUGUCAGGUUGUUUCAUGUUGAUUCAAGAAAAAGUGUAAGUACAUGGUCUACUCCCUGCAAUUUGAAGAUAUUUCAGCUGCUUGGUGAGAAUAAAGAUCCAACAGAACCACCAGCCUUCCUUCAGUGUGGUGACUGGGUUUAUCCAUUGCACCCUGGUAUUUCCCCAGCAUUAAAAACUUUUAGCAGAACAUAUAUGUUCCCAGAUAUCAGUUUACAGCCACAGGAUGGAGAACCAGCUUCAGUAGGCAUUGUAUUUGCUGGUUGUGUUGCUGAAAUAGUAAUUGAGCGAUUUGAAAGGAUUUUGUCAUGUUAUUGUGAUUUUAGAAAGCUAACAGCAAGUGACAUUGCCAGGGCAAAGCCACCAAGACCACCCCCAACAUAUCAAAAUCAUAAGGAAAAAACAAUUUGUGAUAAUGACAAUACAACAGGCAGAGAGCUUGUUCCUGUCCAGCCUAGGGAAAUCACUGAGAUAGCUAUUAGUGAUGAAGAAGAACGCAGUUGGAGUGAUAAAGUCUCUAGUGGUAUUUUAAUUGGCGCAAAGUGGGUCUCAUGGGGACUGGCAAAAGGUGCUCAAGUUACAAGUCAUUUGGUCGAGCAAGGAGCCACAAAAUUGAGAGAAAGACUCCAACCAAAUGAAGAACCAUCAAAGGUUGACCCUGAAACUGUCAAAAAUGUUCAGCAAAUCAAAGAGGUUACUGGUGCUGCCGUUAAAGUCAGUGGAUUUAUAGUUUCAACAUUGUGCACAUUGACUGUUGAACUUGGCAGACACUUAUCUCCUGUUAUAAGGACACAAGGAGCCAAGCUCAUUCCAGCCAAAUACAAGAAUGGCGAUGAUGGUAAGAAGACAAUGGACGAACUAGUGCAAGUGGCUGCUGCAGGAGUGAAAGGUUUCAGUGCAGUUUUUACUUCAUUGGAAGAAUCAGGGAAAGUCUUGUACAGAAGUAUAACAAAGGCCACUGUGGAAACUGUCCAUCACAAGUAUGGCGAGGAUGCAAGUGAUGUCACUGGAGAUGCAAUGGCAGCGGCAGGAAAUACCGCACAGGCCUACUGGAAUGUGAAGAAACUUGGUACAAAAGCAAUUGCGAAAAGGGCGGCGAAGGAUACAAGCAAAGCGGUUCUAAUGGAUGCUGACGAAAGUACAAGGUCGGGGCAAAUGAAAGCAAUAACUAAUGGAUAGAUUAUUUAAUUAAUAAUUCACUUUCGAACCCUUUGUUUGAAUGUACAUAUAAAUUUAUUCAUGGUUGACGAGCGUCUAGAUACGAGCAGAUUUACGUCGCUUAUUGUCAAUGCUGGAGUUACUGGCAGCAAGGACCUUGGCGCGUAUUACAAAUUGAGGGGGGCCAAUUUUUUUGGGUGAGGGGGGCGGCUAAAUGAGCUAAAAACCAAGAGCAAGGCCCCCCGCUGCUGUGGUCCCUGACUGGCAAGGCAAUUGAUUAUAAGUUGCCGAAAGUAAGUAAAAGUGGAAGCAGAAUCAUUUGUAGCACCGAUAAUUUAAACCCCUCUUCCAGUGCCAGUAACUCUAAGAAUAUUAGGUCUAGCCGACCUUUAAUAAAACGAGAAAGAUUUUCCUUAAGCUUACUUUAAUUUUAACUUAAAACUUUUAACUUACUUUGUUUUCACCAAAUUCUUUGGAACUUUUUGUGAUUCCAAGGACUUUUCAAUGAUCAAUCAAGUGUCGUGUGGCUUGGCAAAA
This is a messenger RNA of Rhopilema esculentum, 3177 nucleotides long. Its product is annotated as spartin. NCBI's taxonomy places the organism in Eukaryota, Metazoa, Cnidaria, Scyphozoa, Rhizostomeae, Rhizostomatidae. Gene Ontology annotation, cellular component: plasma membrane. The record is from RefSeq and is a predicted model, not a curated record. Gene Ontology annotation, biological process: cell division.